This is a messenger RNA of Candida tropicalis MYA-3404, 1782 nucleotides long. RefSeq names its product triglyceride lipase (gene ATG15). The record is from RefSeq and is a predicted model, not a curated record. Gene Ontology annotation, molecular function: glycerophospholipase activity. Bases 1 to 1782 code for a protein of 593 amino acids. Lineage: Eukaryota; Fungi; Ascomycota; Pichiomycetes; Serinales; Debaryomycetaceae. Gene Ontology annotation, biological process: piecemeal microautophagy of the nucleus; multivesicular body membrane disassembly; neutral lipid catabolic process. The transcript has a single exon.
AUGAGUUUAGAGAAACGUAGACGAGUAAGAAAGAAUCGUCUGGUAUCUAUCUGGCGCUUUCUUAUUGGUUUUUUAACUGUUGCCAUCUUAUUUAUAAUCACAAAAUGGUCAUUUGUUUUCCGAAUAAAGGAAACGUUCCUACUAUCACAACAACAACAACAACAACAACAAGAAGUAGAUGAUGGGUCAACAUUACAAUUAAAACAUAUAUUUCAUCAUGGAACAGGUCCCAAGAAUUAUAAAGUUCAUCGUAGAUUGGAUAUAACUCCUGAAUAUUUGUCAAAACAUGAAUCAUAUUUCAAUACUCUUGUUCAAGAAUUGCAACAACCAUCAAGAGGAGAGAUUUCUGUUGAUUCCAAUUUAGAUGAAAUAUACCAGCAAUCAGAUUGGCCGGAAUAUUAUAAAGGGAAGAAUCCGUUCACUAUUGAAUUACCAUUUAAGAAAAGUACUAGUGAAUCAACUCGAUUAAAAGAAAGACAUACACCUGGUUUCAUUGAAUCUUAUCUUGAUUAUGCGAGAGAUGUUAGAGGUGACGCAAGUAUAUUGAAUAGAAUUAAUUUAGAAUGGGAAUUUAAUGAUAUUAAAAUACCUAAUGUUACUGAUAAAGAUACUGUUGUUACUUUGGCUACAAUUUCAUCCAAUGCAUAUGUGAGAUAUCCUAAAAAUGAUGAUGAAAAGAAGAAAUCUGACUGGAUUGAUUUAGGUGAUUGGGAUCCUAACCGUGAGAAUAGUGAUAUUAACUUUGGUUGGGAUGACAUUGGAUUAAGAGGACAUGUAUUUGUUAGUAAAGAUAACAAGACAGUAGUUGUUGGAAUUAAAGGAACUUCAGGAGCAGGAUUGCCAGGAGGAGGAAGUGAUGAAACCGGGGGUAACGACAAAACCAAUGAUAAUUUAUUAUUUUCAUGUUGUUGUGCAAGAAUUAGUUAUAUGUGGACCACUGUUUGUGAUUGUUAUGAAAAGACAUAUACAUGUAAUCAAGAUUGCCUUGAAAAGGAGUUGCGUAGAGAAGAUAAAUAUUAUAAAGCAGUCUUGGAAUUAUAUCGUAAUGUCACUGCAAUUUAUCCACCAGAAACCACUGAUAUUUGGGUUACGGGACAUUCAUUAGGAGGAGCAUUAGCUUCAUUGUUGGGUAGAACAUUUGGAUUACCAGCUGUUGCGUUCGAGGCUCCAGGAGAAAUGUUGGCUACUAAUAGGUUACAUUUGCCAUCACCACCGGGAAUUCCUAAAUACAUGGAGAAUAUCUGGCAUUUUGGAAACACCGCUGAUCCAAUUUAUAUGGGAGUUUGCAAUGGAGCAUCAAGUUCAUGUAAUUUAGCCGGAUAUGCCAUGGAAACAUCAUGUCAUACUGGAUUACAAUGUGUUUAUGAUGUUGUUACAGAUAAAGGAUGGUCUGUGAAUUUAUUAAACCAUAGAAUUCAUACGGUUAUUGAUAAUAUAAUCUUGGAUUAUAAUGAAACAGCACCAUGUGUUCAACAGCCACCAUGUCGAGAUUGUUUUAAUUGGAGAUUUGUCACUCAUGAUGAGAAAGAAGAUGAUGAACCAAAAAAACCAAAUCCAUUAAAGAGUAGUAGUAAUGAUUCAUUUAAAACGUCGACUAGCACUACAAGUACAGAAUCUACAUUGUCUUCGUCUUCAUCAUCAUCAUCAUCGUCUCCAUCAGCGGUUCCAACAGACGAUGAGCCACCAAAGAAAUGUUUAGACAGAACAUGGUAUGGAUGGUGUUCUAAAUGGGGUUAUGACGAUGAUGAUGGUGAUGAUAAAGACAAACGGAAGAGUAAAUAA